UGUCCUCCUCUUCGCACCGAUACGAACCCUCCAGAGAUGCGAUCGAGGUGAUCAGCCCCGCCAACUCACCUGUCCCCUCUCAGGAAAAGAUGCCACCUUACCACCAGGAGCCCCCCAAAAUGAACCCAGGAGAAAGAGACUGCAGCCGCCAGUACGAGGGGUCCAGCCAUCCUUACAGGCCUUCGCAGGAUUCGCCCUCGCCACAGCAGCAGUCGGCCCAGCAGCAGCCGCCGGCACCACCGGCGCCACAGCCGGCCCCUCCGCCGGCCCAGGGCGAGGGGAUGGGCCCCGUGCCUCGGACUCACCGCUUGAUCACCCUGGCCGACCACAUCUGCUCCCCCGAGAGAAGCCACGUCUCCUCGGAGUCGUACGAGCCGAUCUCUCCACCGCAGGCGCCGGCGGCCCACGAGAAGCAAGACAACUACCUGUUGCUGUCGCAGAGGCCGGAGCCUUUGGAACAGAGGACAGACUCCCGUUCUCCGGGCAGCAUCACUUACCUGCCUUCCUUCUUCACCAAGCUGGAGAACACCUCGCCCAUGGUGAAGUCGAAGAAGCAGGAGAUCUUCCGUAAGCUGAACUCGUGCGGGGGAAGCGAAUCCGAAAUGGCAGCCGCUCAACCUGGGACAGAAAUAUUUAACUUGCCAGCAGUCACCACCUCAGGUUCGGUCAGCACCAGGGGCUCGUCUUUAGCCGAUCCGGCCAGCAACCUGGGCCUGGAGGACAUCAUCCGCAAAGCCCUGAUGGGCAGUUUCGACGACAAAGGCGAGGACCACAGCCUGGUCAUGGCGCAGCCCCUGGGGAUGGUGCCCGGCGGGUCGUUACCGACCAACAGCGAAACGCGGCGGGAGGAAACCAACCCCUCUCCCAACCCAGGUGGGGGGGUCAGCAAGCAGAAGCUGAUGGGCAAAUCCGGGAGCAGGAAGUCCAAAUCCCCAAUUCCUGGUCAAGGCUACCUGGGAACGGAGCGACCCUCCUCGGUCUCCUCGGUCCACUCGGAAGGCGACUAUCACCGGCAGACCCCUACCUGGUCGUGGGAAGACCGGCCCUCCUCCACAGGUUUUUAA
Molecule: messenger RNA, 1064 nt
Organism: Protobothrops mucrosquamatus (brown spotted pit viper)
Lineage: Eukaryota; Metazoa; Chordata; Lepidosauria; Squamata; Viperidae
Product: nuclear receptor corepressor 1
Exons: 8
Biological process (GO): negative regulation of transcription by RNA polymerase II
Molecular function (GO): nuclear thyroid hormone receptor binding; transcription corepressor activity
Source: RefSeq, a predicted model, not a curated record